CACAAAAGCAAGCAAAGCGCGAAAUCACGCAAAAAUGUGUUGAUAAAAAGAAUGGAAAGCCAAAAUAUAAAUAAAAACUAAUGCAAAAGUGAAUCUAAAUUAUUGUAUAUAAAGCUUGUGCUGUGUUCAAAACAAACUAAAUAUCUUUCGCAAUGGCUGCAAUGCAGUCGGGCAGUCGACCCCGCGAGCGUCUCCUCUAUGCCUUCCGUGGUUGGAUUGCGUUUGUGGCAUUCAUGGAUCUGGGCACUGCCUUUCGCAGCUAUAUCGAACGAAGGAGUUUUCUGGGUGACCACAGCGAUACCCAGUUCAUUGAGGGUGACUACACCAUAUCCCGUAUUAUUGGAAUGUACUGCCUGCUGAAGGCCAUCGCUCUCGUGCAUUGUACUCUAUAUAUACACUACAGACCCGUUGUCAGCAUGGGUGGUUGUUCCUUGGCCCUAACCAUGAUCUUCUAUGCCACUGAAGCACUCUAUUUUCGUUCGAGUACUUUGAACUUUUACGUAAUCUUCCCAUGCGUCUUGAACACAAUUACUCUACUAGGCUUGAUUUAUAUACCGAAAAGACUACGUCUGUGGGAGCCCAAUAUGGAUAUUGAUGAUGAAAACUCGCAAUUGUUAAAGCAAAUGACUGGCUAUAAAAGACGUCGAGCGAAAAAGCAAUAAUUUCUCAUUUAAUUUACCAAAUCAUAAAAAAGGAAACAACGAAUUAAAAUUUUCAAUUUGGAAAAGUUUAAGUUGGAAUAGAAAGAGCGACAUAUAAAUCAGUUGUUAAGAGGCAUAUUAUUGUACCCAUUAUGGACUGCAUCGAUGUGAUCACAUCAAAGAAUCCUUAAACAUUAUACAUACAUACAUAUAUAGCAAUAUUAACCAAUGCCAAAUUAGUGAUUUUCUAUAAAUUUAAGAACAAAUGAGCCAACAGCUCUGCCUGCAUACAUACAUACGUCAAUUUCUGACAUAAUCACUUAAUGAACAUUUUGUACUUCCUUUUUAGACACCAUAUAUAUAUAUAUAAAUUAAUUAAUAACAUUGUAGAGUUUAUUACACAUUUUUAUAAUUAAAAAUUAAUGAUUAAAAAUUAUAGGUAAUGCCAUUGUAAUCCAUCGUAAAAAUAUGUUAACAAGUUAAAGUUAAGCAAAAUUAAGUAAUUGACUCAAAAAAAAGAAAGAAAAUGGCUUUAAAUUUACAACCACGACGUUUAUGUAAUCAAUUAUUUAUAGCAUUAUACAUGGAAUUUUUCCAUUAAACUCACGAGUAGUUAAUUGCAAUAUUUGCACCUAAUAUAUACAUUUAUAUUUAUACAUAUAUCUAUCCAACGAUCAUAUACAUAUUUAGAUGCUUUGUAUCAAACCAAAACACGAUUAUUUAUUAAAAACAAAAAACAAUAAUAGACUUAGCAAACUACAUGGCUAAUAAUUAUAUAUUCAAUAAAAAUGCCGAGUUACUAACAGUUGAAUCUUA
This is a messenger RNA of Drosophila grimshawi, 1457 nucleotides long. RefSeq lists its product as uncharacterized. Gene Ontology annotation, molecular function: protein-macromolecule adaptor activity. Bases 153 to 662 code for a protein of 169 amino acids. The transcript is spliced from 5 exons. Gene Ontology annotation, cellular component: membrane; endoplasmic reticulum. The record is from RefSeq and is a predicted model, not a curated record. Lineage: Eukaryota; Metazoa; Arthropoda; Insecta; Diptera; Drosophilidae.